This is a messenger RNA of Megalopta genalis, 1127 nucleotides long. RefSeq names its product Myosin light chain alkali (gene Mlc1). The record is from RefSeq and is a predicted model, not a curated record. Gene Ontology annotation, cellular component: muscle myosin complex. NCBI's taxonomy places the organism in Eukaryota, Metazoa, Arthropoda, Insecta, Hymenoptera, Halictidae. Gene Ontology annotation, molecular function: calcium ion binding.
UAAAUUUGGUAACACCCGGUAGCACUUCUGGUUCAGGCUUCGUUCGGUCAACAUCCAGGCACACUAGAUAGAACACUAUGGCAGACCUCAGCGCAAAGGAUGUCGAAAAGGCUGAAUUCGCCUUCUCCAUUUACGAUGCUGAUGGCACCAACGUCAUCGAUGCCGUUGACCUUGGAGAGGUUCUCCGGGCCCUCAACCUGAAUCCCACAAACGCUACCAUUGAGAAGCUCGGCGGAACGAAAAAGAAGGGCGAGAAAAUGAUGAAAAUCGAUGAGUUCUUGCCAAUCUACAGUCAGUGCAAAAAGGACAAGGAACAGGGAUGCUACGAAGAUUUCCUCGAGUGUUUGAAACUCUAUGACAAAGCAGAGAAUGGAACCAUGUUGGCUGCGGAACUUUCGCACACGUUGCUCGCCCUUGGUGAGAAAUUGACCGACGCCGAGGUAGAAGUCGUAUUGAAGGAUUGCAUGGACCCAGAGGACGAGGACGGUUUCAUCCCCUAUGCCCCGUUCUUGAAGAAGAUGAUGGUGCCAUUGUAAGCAAAACCGGAAGUCAAUGUCACAAAGGUCGCCGUUCCGUUCCUUCGUAAACUGUGCGACAGAGCGGGGGGAGAUGAGUGACAUCGCGGUCGCUGUGCUGCCCGGCAUCAUCCGUUGGCAAAGUCCACGUCAACGAGGGACACGUCUGUUCGUUCUAAUCAUCUCACCACUCAUCCCCUGUUAAAAAUCAUCAAACGCGCCCGAGCAUAAAUACAUUUCAUAUCGCAGCGUCAAAGUAAUGAAACAACAUUCUGAGCCAACGUCAGCAUCAUCAUCGAGACCUUCGACAGAGAUCAAUGUAAAAUUUCGAUAAUCAAAGACAGAAUGGAAUCCGGUGUACGUAAAAAAUCAAUGUAUGAACUGUUCAGGGAACGCAUAGAGAACUAUCGUUCCCUGAUUUGCUAUACUGUACUGUUGUAAGGCUAAAUAUAUUUUUAAUGAGAAUAAUGUACGACAUCGUAUGAAUACCUUCAUGUACAUGCCCAUACGUUAAUAUUGUACAGAGUCGAAUGGAAAGAUUACUGUUAUUUUACUUCUUACCGUUAAUUAAAUAAAUUACGCCCCUCGUGCUUGAGGAGUGCCAAAAAUUUA